Molecule: messenger RNA, 1980 nt
Organism: Cotesia congregata
Lineage: Eukaryota; Metazoa; Arthropoda; Insecta; Hymenoptera; Braconidae
Source: the annotation of a GenBank genome assembly
AUGAGCAAUAACUUGGAGUACUGCUUAAGUAUGCUGGAAGAAAAUGACAUUAAAAUUCAACAAAGUGCGUUAAAAAUUUUAUGUGAGCUCUGUGAUAAUAUUAUAAAAUAUCCCGAAGAAGAUAAAUACCGAAGAAUACGAAUAGGUAAUCCCUCCAUAACUGAUAAACUGCUACCAGCAUCCGGAGCUAUUGAAUGUUUAUUCGAGCUCGGUUUUAUAGAGGAUGGAGAAUUUUUUUCUUUACCAAAAAAUUCGCCAUUAUCUCAACUGCAAAGAGGCCAAAAGUUACUCUGGGAAUUACGUAAUAAAGUGAUGUCUGGUACAAAAGGCUCAACUAGCACAAGCGGCAGUUCUCCAGCAUCAAAAUCAACUGGUGCUAAGCCAAAGGAUUUAAAGCAAUCAAACAAUUUUCUGCAAACAAUUACUAGCACUUUUCAGGAAGCGCUGCGAUAUGAAAACAAAGAGCUUCAAGAGUACACAAAGCAUUUUGUUCCCAUCGAUCGAUUACAACUUGAAGCUAUCAAGAAAAUGAGAGCUUUCCAGCAGCAGCAGCAGCAGCAGCAGCAGCAGCAGAAGAGAAAAAAAAAUCCCCUUGGUAACUCACAGUCCGAGGAUCAAAUAAAUAAAAAUAAUUCUAUAGAGUGUGAACCAACGAUUGAAGACUUGCUGCUAAGUGAGUUGGUCCAUUGGUUCAAAAACGAGUUUUUCUCUUGGAUGAAUAGCCCAACCUGUAGAUUUUGCUCAGACGCUUGCCAAUUCAACAGAAAUGAAUUCAGAAAUGAUCCUCGAGUCUCGAGAGUUGAAAUACACAAAUGUAAAUCCUGCGAAGCAGAGGAAGAAUUUCCACGAUACACAGAUCCGAAAAUUCUGCUGACAACUCGGAAAGGCCGGUGUGGAGAGUGGGCGAAUGCCUUCACAUUAAUUUGCCGAUCCUUGGGUUAUGACACACGGAUAGUUUACGACAAGACGGAUCACGUAUGGUCGGAGGUCUGGUCGAUGUCCGAAAAUCGCUGGAUCCACGUAGAUCCUUGCGAGGAUGUCCUGGACAAACCUUUGCUUUAUGAGCGAGGCUGGAAGAAGAAACUGUCCUAUAUUAUCGCGUACUCCAGGGAUGAGGUGCAGGAUGUUACCUGGCGGUACACGAGGGACCCGGACGUGAUGAAGCGAAGGAUUCUUACAAGUGAGAGCAGUCUUUUAUCUUUGAUUUUAAGGCUGAACGAAGAGAGGUUCCGAUCCUCGGGUCCGGAGUACAGUGAGGCGAGGAAGAAGUUUGUUGUUAAGAGACGAUUAAUGGAACUCGCUGAGUUAUUGCCCGCUCCACCGGGCACCGUUAAACUGGGGGAUGGCAAUAAUGAUAAUAAUGAAUAUGGGGGAAGAGUUUCCGGUGAUGUAGCUUGGCGAUUAGCACGCGGUGAAUUAUCGGAAACACAUGAACCGUACGUAUGGAAAAUGUCAUCAUCAGAAUCGAAAAAAUUCAUACUAAAGUACAUAAUAACAAAAGAUAUUUAUCAGAUAUGCGACGAGACUGACAAAAUAAUAAACACAAAAGAAGGCUGGAGCAGCGGUGUAAAUAAAUGUGAAGGCGGUAUAUUCCGUAACACCGAGCGCGAUUGGAAAAUGGUGUAUUUAGCGCGAUCGUCCGGCAAUGAAAUUGGAAAAGUUACAUGGAGCAUUGAGCUGCCGAACGAAGUUGACAUAGAACUGUUUGAGUUACGUGCUGCUGUCGCUACCUUUAACAAUGCCAAUAUCCACUGGACUAUUGAGGGUAUAAAUAAUGAUAAUGUUAUCGUGUUACCCGUCGAUGACUGUAAAUAUUAUAAAACAAAUCAACUGCAAGCACGUAAAAUAAACGUGACUGUGAAAUUAUUAGGAGGUACAGGUGACGUUUCAUGGCAACAUGCUCAACUUUUCCGGCAAAGCAUCGAUGCUGCUGAAGAUUAUUCUCUGCAAAUAUGUAUAACAUUAAAACAUACCACGUGA